ACAGUCGAUCAAUCAACCGUGGGCUGAAGCUGCCCGGACCCGACCCAGCGAGAGAGAGGCCAUGGCGAGGAGCCUCAGGAGCCUCGGGAGCCUGGUUUCAUUGAGAGCCAGUCUUCAGAUUGGUUUGCGAUUCUAUUCCUCCAGUGGUCGGACUUCUGCAUCUUCUUCAGAGGCUAAACAUGGAGGACAAGGAUUCAGUUUUGAAUUAACAGAGGAACAGAAAGAGUUCCAAGCUACAGCACGCAAAUUUGCGCGUGAUGAAGUGGUCCCUGCUGCAGCUGAGUAUGACAGAACAGGAGAGUAUCCUGUUCCACUUAUUAAGAGAGCGUGGGAGCUGGGUUUGAUGAACACACACAUCCCUCAAAACUGUGGUGGUAUGGGAUUAGGUAUUUUUGAUGCCUGUCUGAUAACUGAGGAGCUGGCCUAUGGAUGUACUGGUAUUCAAACAGCAAUAGAGGCCAACUCACUGGGGCAAAUGCCAAUAAUUCUAGCUGGCAAUGAACAACAGCAGAAAAAGUACUUGGGACGGAUGAUUGAUGAACCAUUAAUGUGUGCAUAUUGUGUUUCAGAGCCUGGUGCUGGCUCUGAUGUGAGUGGGCUCAAGACCAAGGCAGAAAAGAAAGGUGAUGAAUACAUUAUAAAUGGCCAAAAAAUGUGGAUUACAAAUGGAGGCAAGGCCAAUUGGUAUUUCCUUCUGGCCCGCUCUGACCUUGACCCCAAAGCCCCUGCAAACAAAGCCUUCACUGGUUUCAUUGUGGAUGCUGAUAGCCCUGGAAUACAAAUUGGAAGAAAGGAAAUUAAUAUGGGUCAACGUUGUUCAGACACCAGAGGUAUUGUAUUUGAAGAUGUGAGAGUCCCCAAGGAGAAUGUCCUACUUGGAGAGGGAUCUGGCUUCAAAAUUGCUAUGGGAGCAUUUGAUAAAACCAGACCUCCUGUAGCAGCUGGAGCUGUUGGUUUAACUCAGAGAGCAAUCGAUGAAGCUACCAAAUAUGCCUUGGAAAGGAAAACCUUUGGAAAAUUACUUGUCGAGCAUCAGGCAAUCUCUUUCCUGCUCGCAGAGAUGGCUAUGAAGGUUGAACUAGCCCGACUUGCUUACCAGAGAUCAGCAUGGGAAAUCGAUUCAGGAUGCAGGAAUACCUAUUUUGCCUCCAUUGCAAAGGCUUUUGCAGGUGACAUUGCAAAUCAGGUUGCAAGUGACGCUGUUCAAAUUUUUGGAGGCAACGGGUUUAACAGUGAAUAUCCCGUGGAAAAGCUUAUGAGAGAUGCCAAGAUAUACCAGAUCUAUGAAGGAACUGCUCAGAUACAGAGAUUGAUAAUUGCACGUGAGCAUCUUGCCAAAUUCAAGAAGUAAAGAUGAAUAUAUACUACCGGGUUACAUAAUAAAAUGCUUAUCAAUGCAAUUUCACUGUUAUUUCCCACUUUAUAUCCAUAUGAAGUGACUAAUGAAGUGGUCAAUCUAUUUGUAAAAAUUGUUUAAACACUGUUAGUCAAUGAUCAUUGGGUUUUUAAAAUUAGUUAAAAACUUCAUAAUUUUUCAAAUCUACACGACGACAAAUGAUUGUCUUCUGAUUUUUAAAAAUAAAAUAUAUAACUUAUGUUCUCUUCACU
Messenger RNA from Callorhinchus milii (elephant shark), 1608 nucleotides. It is a transcript of the gene acadm, whose product is annotated as acyl-CoA dehydrogenase medium chain. The record is from RefSeq and is marked provisional. Gene Ontology annotation, cellular component: mitochondrion. Gene Ontology annotation, biological process: fatty acid beta-oxidation; medium-chain fatty acid catabolic process. Lineage: Eukaryota; Metazoa; Chordata; Chondrichthyes; Chimaeriformes; Callorhinchidae. Gene Ontology annotation, molecular function: flavin adenine dinucleotide binding; medium-chain fatty acyl-CoA dehydrogenase activity.